AUGCCACCAAUUGUCCACUGUGUCCGUCACGGACAGGGAUUUCACAAUGUUGGCGGUGGAUGCUACACUCUUCUUGACCCUUACCUGACCACCUUGGGCGAAGAGCAAUGCAUGACCUUGCGACAGACGACCUUUUCAGACCAGUCGAAGAUAUCUCUCAUCCUUGCUUCUCCGCUGCGCCGAACACUUCAGUCCGCCUAUCUAAUGUUUCAGCCAGCACUGAAGACCAACCGGAAGUGUCACCCCGAAAUCAUUGCCAUUCCUGAUGCCCAAGAAACCUCGGACGACCCGUGCGACACUGGAAGUGAUACAACAAUCCUCUACAAUGUAGUAACGGAAACCAAGUGGCCUGUCAACCUUGAUCUGGUUGAGGACAACUGGAACUUGAAGGAUUUGGGGACUCGCUAUAGCCCAGAAAGCAACGCAAUAGCAGACCGAGCUCGCGAAGUCCGUAUCUUCAUUCGGCAGAAGAUUCGCCAACUGGCAGAGCGAGGCAAUGCGGAUCCUCAAGUUGUGCUCGUCAGCCACGGGAGCUUUCUACACUACUUCACCAAUGAUUGGGAGGAUGCUUGGCUCAAUCCUGGAACGGGAUGGCGGAACUGCGAGACCCGGUCCUACAUCUUCAAGCAAGACGUGAUGAAAGAUAUCGAUGAGGAGGCGAUGAUCACGGAGACGAUGGACAGUCGACUGAAGAGGGGAAAGUGCAACCCUAUGCCGGGCUGGGAUGAGCAAGCGGUUUUAUUUGAGCAGGCCAUGGAGAACUGGGAGAAAUAG
Messenger RNA from Colletotrichum costaricense, 774 nucleotides. Its product is annotated as phosphoglycerate mutase family protein. The record is from RefSeq and is a predicted model, not a curated record. The coding region runs from base 1 to 774 and encodes 257 amino acids. The transcript has a single exon. Gene Ontology annotation, molecular function: phosphatase activity. NCBI's taxonomy places the organism in Eukaryota, Fungi, Ascomycota, Sordariomycetes, Glomerellales, Glomerellaceae. Gene Ontology annotation, cellular component: cytoplasm.